This is a messenger RNA of Lynx canadensis (Canada lynx), 4967 nucleotides long. It is a transcript of the gene ZNF425, whose product is annotated as zinc finger protein 425. Lineage: Eukaryota; Metazoa; Chordata; Mammalia; Carnivora; Felidae. The coding region runs from base 81 to 2336 and encodes 751 amino acids. The record is from RefSeq and is a predicted model, not a curated record. Gene Ontology annotation, biological process: regulation of transcription by RNA polymerase II. Gene Ontology annotation, cellular component: nucleus. The transcript has 4 exons. Gene Ontology annotation, molecular function: RNA polymerase II transcription regulatory region sequence-specific DNA binding; DNA-binding transcription factor activity, RNA polymerase II-specific.
GGGGGGGGGGGUGACCCGUGCGCUCGGCGUCUCCAGGGCAGCGGCGAAGGCAGGGGCAGAGGCGGGGGCCGUGAAGGGCCAUGGCUGAGCUGGCUCCGGUAACAAUGACAUUUGAUGAUGUGGCCUUAUAUUUUUCGGAUCAAGAGUGGGAGAUCCUGGAGAAGUGGCAGAAGGAAAUGUAUCAGCAAGUGAUGAAGACCAAUUAUGAGACUCUUGAUUCCCUGGGUGGUGUUUUUUCCAAGCCGGAUUUGAUCACUUGGAUGGAACAAGGGAGAACGCUGUUAAUCAGAGACCAGGGACCCUUGGAGAAAAGAAUGACACUUAGCCCUUCUGCUGAUGAGCAGUGCGGCACGCAGAAGACUGGAAAGUUGCUGUAUUUUGGUGACCAAGGAAAUCUUGGGGCAGAAGAGGAGGAAUGCCGUUCAAAUGGCCUCCAAAAGCAGGGUUCGUGUGCUACCUUCCCAGGGGAGGAAAGAAAGAUCUUACCAAAUCAAAGAGCCACCUUACGGCACCCAAGUCUCCAAGAAAUAGGGAUUCCACAUGAAAACCUUGACAGCAUAUCCUCUAAUCGGGAUAAGAACGAUCCAUGGCCUACGCGGGUAGGUACCCCAGGUCACUUGGAAAUUCCACCGGGGCCAAGAUUUUAUUCCUGUUUUGUCUGUAGGAAGGUCUUCCAGGUAAAGAGAGACUUGGUAAAGCACAAAAGAAACCACGCCAAGAGCCAGCUCUGUAAAUAUCCACAGCACAAAAAUGAAUCCAGAGGGAGCUCUGAACUCCGGUGGAACCGGCCGGUCCUGUGUAAGAAGAAGCGUUUCCAGUGUGGCAAGUGCGAGAAGAGCUACUAUCUGAAGUGCAGCCUGAUCAUUCACCAGGUUGUUCACAUGGGCCAGCGCCCCCUCCCAUGCCCCCAGUGUGACCAGACCUUCCAGUUUAGAGCCACUCUGAAGAAGCAUCUGGGUUUGCACAAAAGGGAGAGACCAUUUUCCUGUGAGCGGUGCGGCAAGGGUUUCGUCUCGCGGUGCAAGCUCACGGAGCACGUCAGGGUGCACACUGGGGAGAAGCCUUUCCGGUGUCCAGAGUGUGACAGAAGCUUCCGCCUGCGGAGAAGUUUGAAGGCCCACGUUUGCCGACACAAUGGGAAGAAGCCUUUCCGUUGCCCGGAGUGUGGCAGAAGCUUUUCCCGAAAGGCUGCCGUGAAGGCCCACCAGAGGAUCCACGGUGGAGAGAAGCCGUUUUCUUGCGACGAAUGUGGUCGGAAGUUCACGCACAAGACGAAACUCACUGAACAUAUCAGAGUUCAUACGGGAGAGAAGCCCUUCCAGUGUCCCGAGUGUGAGAAGAGCUUCCGCCUGAAGAGAAGCCUCAAAGCCCAUCUAUUUCAGCACAGUGGGAAGAAGCCCUUCCAGUGUCCCGAGUGUGACAGGAGCUUCUCUUGGAAGAACGCCAUGAAGGCCCACCAGCGUCUACACAGCGAAGAGAAGCCGUUCUCCUGCGGGGAGUGUGGCAAGAGGUUUACCCGGCCCUCGAAGCUCACUCGCCAUAGCAGAGUCCACAACAGGCAGAGGGAAUUCUCCUGCGAUGAGUGCAAAAAGACGUUCCCUCGGCAGUCGAGGCUCACGGAGCACCUCAAGGUCCACGCCAAAGAAAAGCCGUUCUCCUGUCCCGAGUGCAGCCGGAGCUUCAGCCGACACUCGCACCUCGCCGAGCACAGGAGGCUUCACGGUGGGGAGGAGCCCUUCCGGUGUCCAGAGUGUGACAAGAGCUUCUUCUGGAAGGCCUCCCUGAAGUUCCACCAGCGGAUACACAGGGGCGAGAAGCCGUUUGCGUGCAGCGAGUGCGGGAAGACCUACACCCAGCAGUCUCAGCUCACCGAACAUCAGAGACUCCACAGCGGAGAGAAACCCUUCCGGUGUCCUGAGUGCAAUAAAAGCUUCCGUCUCAAAGGGAAUUUGAAAAGCCACCUGCUCCAGCACAGUGACAAAAAGCCGUUCUCCUGCGUUAAGUGCGGCAAAAGUUUCACUCAGCGGUACAGGCUCACCGAACACAUUCGAGUCCAUAGUGGUGAGAAGCCCUUCCGGUGUCCCGAGUGUGACAAGAGCUACUGCAUACGGGGAAGCCUGAAGGUCCACUUGCACACGCAUAGUGGAGAGAAGCCCUUCGGGUGUCCGGAAUGUGGCAAAGGCUUCCUCCAGAAGAGAAGUCUGAAGACCCACCUGCACCAUCACAGAGGGGAGAGGCCUUUUUCUUGUGACGAGUGUGGAAGGAGCUUUACGUACAUGGGAGCACUCAACACCCAUAUGGCCGUACAUGCCAGGGCAAAGCCCCUCAGUGUCUAGGCCAAGCCACGCAGAAAGGCAGCAGUGACAGCUCUUAGGUGGCGUUAGCAGCUCUGUCGGAUCCACGGUAGAAGGGGGAUAAGGGAUUCACGGGACACCGGCCUCACAUACGCUGGCCAGAUGCACAGCAGGCAGGGCGUGACAGCUCCUUGACAAAGGUCCCCAAUUAUCCAGGCACAAGAGGCGUCUCCCCUUUGUGAUUCCUGUGGACCAGGCCUGCCGGUUCUGGAAGAAACACUCGACUCUGCCGCCAUUCCGGCAGUUUUUAGCAGCGUCAUCCAAGAGCACGGUAAUACCUUUAUUAAAUUCUGAAACCUUGGGGCACCUGGGUGGCUCGGCUGAGUGGUUGAUUUCAGCUCAAGUCAUGAUCCCGGGGUCGUGGCAUCGAGCCCCGCGUCGGGCUCUGCGCCGAGCUUAAAGCCUGCUUAAGAUUCCCUCUCUCUUUCCCUCUGCCCCUCUCCCCCACUCGCGCGCGCUCUCUCUGAAAUAACAAUAGAAGAAAUUCCGAAACCACAGCUCGAUUGAAGAAAUGUUACAGACUGAAAUGUUUCCCCUCAGACGCCUCAGUCUGCUUUCUAUUAUCAGGCCUCCUUAUUUAAAUUUGUACUGAGACUUUCAGUUUUUUCUCAUAUAGUGAAUUUUCAUUUUCUCUCACAUGGUGAGAGCAUCUGUGUCGCAGGGGAAUUUCUCUAUAUUACCAAAAAUAAGUGUUGUCUACCAUCUCCUUUGUUAACGAUGGUGCACAUAAAUUUUUGUUUCCCUCUGGUUUAAUUUAAAUCACCGAAAAAUCCACCAUUGUCGGUAAAAAGCAAUGAUGUAACUAACCCCUCUGCAUUUUCAGUAGUAUACAUCAAUUCUCCAGGAGACAUACUUGCCUUAAUAUUGGGGCUUUUGGGUAAAUACCAAAGGAAAAAAUAUUGCCAGUCCAAGACAUCACUCCAUUUUUUGUUCUGUGGCCCAAUCGAUCAUUCUAAGGUGAUUCUCCAGCCUGUUCUAGCGAACCUUCAUCUGUCUCAUGGACUGUGUCUUUUAACAUCAUUCCUACAAAAAUGUACGGCUGUGCUUCCUUAGGGAAUCUUUGGGGCCUAUGGAAAAUUCCCACUGCUGUAGUACCCGGUGGUUGCUGAUCACCUGAAUCAGAAUCAGCUGGAAUCAAGGACACCCUACAAGUCACAGUGUCUCUAUGAGAACCAACGUCUGGUUGGUACACUCCUGUAGGUGCAAGCCUCUUGGCGAGUCAGUGGUGUCUUUGUGCAAAGAAAAAUGCGCUUCCUCUAACCUGCGCCAGGGCGCGUGUGGGCUGGAUGUCAGCCUCGGCGGCCUCUUCACCAGCACACCUCAGGACAACGCCGUGCCUUCGCCUAGGAUACGUGUGGAAACGCAGGCCCCAGGGACCCUUCCCACACCUACUGAGUGACAGUCUGUUCAAGUGAACUUGUUGGAAAAGCUCCAGAACAUUUGUUCUAGUGAGUGGAGAGACUGGAGGAAGGAAAACUCUUUGAAAGCAUUCUAGUCAUCCUGCUGUGAAAUUCAGGUUAGACCUUUUCCUUUAAGCCUUUCUCUCCUCCAUUUUGUAAUCAAGCUCCUUGGGAUAAAAGUUUCUUACGUUAUGUGUGUGUUAGGUCAGGCUGCCAUAACAAAACACCGCAGACUGGGGGGCUUAAGGCACAGAAAUUUGUUUUCUUACAGAUCUAAAGGAUAGAAGUCCAAGACCAAGGGGCCAGCAGGAUUGGUGUCUGGUGAGAGCUGGCUUCCUGUGUCCUUAUGUUGUUUUUUUCCUCUGUGCACAGGGUGGGAGUGGGGGAUUGCCAGUGUUUCUUCUUUUUGUUAGAAGGAUACCAGCCCUAUUGAAUUAGGGCCCCAAUCGUAUGGCCUUAUUUAACCUUAACUAGUAGACCUGAGCAAAGCGAAUAAGGAGGCGCGGAGAUUAAGAAUGCUGUGUGUUCCUAAAUGGAAAGAAAUACCAAGAAUGGGGAGGAAGUACUUCCUCCUCUGCCGCUGCCACCACCACCACCACCACCAGCCACUGCUAGCUGUGCGUGUUUGUCAUCGGUUCCUCUCCUGAGCCACCACUUGUGCAGUAAUGUCUUAUCUCCUAGGUGCUGAUGACUUUCAAAUCUGUACAUCCGUCUCCCUAGUUCACCUUCCCCCUGAGUAUUUCUGAUUUCCACAGGCAUCUCAAACACAAAAUGCCCAAGAUAAGACUUUGCAUCCAGGGGCGCCUAGGUGGCUCAGUCGGUUAAGCAUCCGUCAUCGGGUCAGGUCGUGAUCUCAUGGUUCGCGAGUUCGAGCCCCACCUUGGGCUCUGUGCUGACAGCGUGGAACCUGGAGCCUGCUUUGGAUUCUGUAUCUCCCUCCCUCUCUGCCCCUCACUCACAUUCUCUCUCUCUCAAAAAAUAAGUAAACAUUUAAAAAAUUAAAAAAAAAAAAAAAGACUGUAUCCAUAUCAACCCUCACUCUGCACUCUUCCUUACAUUCUUGUAUUUCCCACCUCUAAAAUUAUACUAACUAAUCCCAAAGCUGUAAAUCUGAUAAUGAUCCUAGGUUUUCCUCCACCCAAUCUGUUUCCUAAAUUCCUCCCAAACAAAUGCCCUUCUUUAUCUCUACCAUCACCACUGACUGAAGCCAACU